Gastrolobium bilobum is the source of this 1321-nucleotide messenger RNA. RefSeq lists its product as uncharacterized. The record is from RefSeq and is a predicted model, not a curated record. Gene Ontology annotation, cellular component: chloroplast thylakoid membrane. The transcript has 4 exons. Bases 75 to 977 code for a protein of 300 amino acids. Lineage: Eukaryota; Viridiplantae; Streptophyta; Magnoliopsida; Fabales; Fabaceae.
GGUAACACAUUACACAACACAAACACCAUUAUCAUCACUUGGAACACUACAACAACCAUUACCAUAUAUAUCCAAUGUUGCACUCUCAGUGCCAACAACACCUUCUCUUCUCAAACCUCCCUAUCCCAUUAACAUUCACUCAUUAUAAACCCUCUCUGUCCCUUCCUUCACCACCACCAUCAUCAUCAUCAUCAAUAUCCCCUUUUCUUAAUUUUCUCCACAAACCCACUAUUCUUCACUCUGUUUCAGUUUCAGCCAUUCCUCCAACAAGUUCAUCAUGGACAUGGCUGACCCACCUCGCUGAACUCACCACUGCAACAGAGGAGGGUCCCAUUGAACUCCCAUUUUAUUCUACUCCUUCCAUUUUCGCUACCACCGAUGACCCUUCUCCAAUCCAAGUCGCUUCUAGUGUUCUCCUCACAGGUUCUAUCUCUGUCUUCCUCUUUCGCUCCCUCCGCCGCAGGGCUAAACGUGCCAAAGCAUUGCAAUUUAGGUCUUCAGGAGGAGAGAAGAAGUCAAUAAAGGAUGAAGCAUUGGAUAGCUUAAAAGCUUUAGGGUCAGCUCAAAUAGAGGCUAAGGGUCAACCAUCACCUGUUCAAGCAUUUCUUGGGGGAAUAUCAGCUGGAGUUAUUGCUCUUAUUCUCUAUAAGUUUGCCACUACCAUAGAGGCAUCUCUAAACCGACAAACAAUUUCAGAUAAUUUCUCUGUCCGCCAGAUAACAAUCACCAUAAGGACAAUAAUCAAUGGCUUGACCUACCUUGCUACAUUUGUUUUUGGCCUAAAUUCCCUUGGCUUAUUCCUUUAUUCUGGCAAGCUUGCCAUUGACUCCUUUAUGGGAGAUUCAACUGAAGAGGAAACUGAGAGAAAAAGCACUACUGAUCAGUCAAGUUUAUCAAAUUCAUCAGUUGAAAGUCCCACAAGUAACACUGAAUUGGGCAGCACGAAGGAAGAACAAAGUUCAAAUGAUGCACAAUAGUUACUAGAGGAAGUAUAGUGAAGUUACGGAGCUGUGUGGUGGUGAGCACAAAACGAACUCUUCUUUCGCCUUUUACUAAAGAAGUAUAGUGAAGUUAAGGUGGAGGAAUAGGUCAGCAAAUUUCAUCCACUUGUAGAAGUGAUAUAGUGUCCUUGAUAAUCUUUCACUUUUUGGGAGUAAUGUAGGUGCCAAGUGAUCUUUAAUGCACUUACUAGUCUCAAUGUUGAAUGUUUUGAAAGGCUUAUAGAAGCUAUAUUCUCCUGUUUUCUCCUUUACCCUUUCUGAACGCCAAAAUUAUGUCAGUUGAGUUGACUCAAUUUAUUGAAUGUAGCAGUUAAAACAAG